AGCAUCUUCACCUGGGCACUUGUCAUCUGCACUCAGGAAACCAUCGGGAAUGCAGAAUCUCAAGUGGAUGACCUGCCAAAGCCCAGACUCACCCUGGAGCCUCCAUUCCCAGAGAGAUUCACCGGGGAGCCCGUCACUCUGAACUGUGGGUGGGGUCCUCCUGCUCCUCCUGGUCCUCCUGGUGCUACUGGUGUCAUUGGUUUGCCUGGUACCCAUGGUCAAAGUGGUCCUCCUGGUCCUCCUGAUCCUGCUGGUCAACGUGGUCCCCCUGGUCUUCCUGGUCCUCGUGGUCUUCCUGGUCCUCGUGGUCCCCCUGGUCCCCCUGGUCCCCCUGGUCCCCCGGGUCCUCCUGGUCCUCCUGAUUUUGUUGGUCCCCCUGGUUUUCCUGGUGCUCGUGGUCCCCCUGGUCUCCCUGGUCCUCCUGGUCCUCCUGGUCAUUUUGGUCCCCCUGGUCCCCCUGGUCGCCCUGGUCUCCCUGGUCCCCCUGGUCCCCCUGGUCCCCCUGGUCCCCCUGGUCCUGCUCAUAAUCCUGGUCCUGCUGGUAAUCUUGGUCCUGCUGCUUAUCCUGGUUCUGCUGGCUAUCCUGGUCCUCCUGGUUCUCCUGGUCUCCCUGGUCCUCCUGGUCUCGCUGGUCUUCCUGGUCUCCCCGGUCCUCCUGGUCUUCCUGGUCUUCCUGGUCUCCCUGGUCCUCCUGGUCUUCCUGGUCUUCCUGGUCUCCCUGGUAUCUCUGGUCUCCCUGGUCUUCCUGGUCCUCCUGGUCCUCCUGGGCCUCCUGGUCCUCCUGACAUGAACUUUCUCUGGUACAAAGACAGCGAGGACUCUCCAGUGCUUCAGACUGCUGGCCGCAAUGUAACUGGUGACAGCUACACAAUCUCUGCAGCAGCUGGGUCUGAUCAGGGCCAGUACUGGUGUCGAGCACAAAGAGGAGAUCCAGCACGCCACUCACAGCUCAGCGAUCCUGUGAGAUUAAACAUCACUGAGGCUCGUCCCAAGGCUGUCCUGACCUUGCAGCCUGCCUGGGCACAGAUAUUCAAAGGAGAGACAGUCACCCUGCGCUGUGAGGUGGAGGGGGGCUCUGCUGAGUGGAGUUUUAAACGGUACAGAUAUGGCCGUGUCGAGGCAAUGUGCAGUGAUGAGAACAGCAAGAGGAAUGGGGAUCUCUGCACUAUCAGAGACACUGGGUAUUACCACAGUGGAGAGUACUGGUGUGAGUCUGCAUCAGGACAGGAGCGCAGCAAUGCUGUCACUUUAACAGUGUCCAAGCUGUUCUCCAGGGUGACUCUGACAGCAUCUCCAGGAGCCACAGUGGAGGAGGGAGAGGCUCUUAACCUGACCUGUGAGGCAGCAGUGAAUAAACUCCCCAACCCUCAACUCCACUACAGCAUUCUGAGAGACGGGGAGCCUGUGACUAACAGCACUGACUCUGCACUGUACAGCAUAGCCAGCACUCAGAAGAGCCACACUGGGAAAUAUAGCUGUUCUGUGCAAGCACAGGGAGUGAGGAAGAACAGCACAGAGUUACUGAUCACAGUGGAACGUAAGAUGCAAAGCUUGUCCUAAAUGACAGCAGGGAUCUGUAAUACACGUAUCGCCCAGUUAUGCUUUGAGAAGUGAACGACACUGAUUAUUGUCUCUCCCAAAAUGGCGGAUUUAAUUGGCAGUUGGCCUUUUCACUUUGUUUGUUUUUAAAUCCCUGAACUUGUGCCUUUUGUAAACGUGAACCAAUUCUCUCUCCAUUGUGAAGCGACCCUGCCUAACCAGGGCACAGAAUCACCAGCCAGAAAAUAAAAUCCAUUGCAUUA
This is a messenger RNA of Polyodon spathula (Mississippi paddlefish), 1802 nucleotides long. RefSeq names its product collagen alpha-1(III) chain-like. The record is from RefSeq and is a predicted model, not a curated record. Gene Ontology annotation, molecular function: transmembrane signaling receptor activity. The annotation marks the transcript as partial. Gene Ontology annotation, biological process: cell surface receptor signaling pathway. Lineage: Eukaryota; Metazoa; Chordata; Actinopteri; Acipenseriformes; Polyodontidae. The transcript has 5 exons.